AAUACGUCAUAAAAAACACCAAAGAAAUAAAUUAUUAAAAGAACAUUCUGCAUCCACUAAUGAAGUAUCCACUAAUGAAGUAUCCACUAAUGAAUUAUCCACCAAUGAAUUAUUCACCAAUGAAGUAUUCACCAACAAAAUAUCCAACAACAGAGUAUGUACCGCUAAUGAAGAAAUGUUAAUUGAUGAAACAAUAAUUACACAUAAAGAACAUUUACAGCGAACUC
Dentiscutata erythropus is the source of this 227-nucleotide messenger RNA. The record is from the annotation of a GenBank genome assembly. NCBI's taxonomy places the organism in Eukaryota, Fungi, Glomeromycota, Glomeromycetes, Diversisporales, Gigasporaceae.